Molecule: messenger RNA, 1118 nt
Organism: Ceraceosorus bombacis
Lineage: Eukaryota; Fungi; Basidiomycota; Exobasidiomycetes; Ceraceosorales; Ceraceosoraceae
Source: the annotation of a GenBank genome assembly
AUGCGUCUCGCGCUCGCCAAAGGUUAUGCGGUGCUGGAAAGAGGCGGCUCGGCCCUGGACGCCGUUACGGCUGCAGUCUCGGCGAUGGAGGAUGACGAAAACUUCAAUGCUGGCAGAGGCGCCGUCUUCAAUGCGCACGGCAACAUCGAGAUGGAAGCGAGCAGUGAGUCGUGUAGGUGAAGCUGCUUCGCUACCGAGCAUAUGCUGACCCGAUCCUUGGCCUCAGUCAUGACCUCCCGACCACCUCCCACCACCGACACGACUUUCUCCCAAGAUGAAAAGGAAGCCAGCACCCUUCGCUCUUCUGCUGCAAUGGGAGACGCAGCCGUUCUUCCGCUACCUUCACAAUCGAUUCCACCACAUCGGCGCUGCAUGUCGGCCACGCUCUUGCGUCAUGCUCGAAAUCCAAUUCAACUGGUCAGAGCGCUCUAUCUCAAUCCUACGCAAGUUCCUCAUCCGUAUCUUUCCUCUUCAGAAGCAGAGGUGCUCGGCUUCAAGCUUCAUGGUUCCCGACCCGCUCCGCUCUCGUACUUUUGGACUCGGAGGAGGUGGCUCGAGCACAGACGGGGGCUGGGCCUCUCUGAUGAUCUGCCAUAUCUCGCAGAGCAUCAGCAGGAGGUUGACAUUUCAAGCUUGCGCGCGGACAGCGAAAGAGAGCGACACCACGAGUUCCCUCCACCGUCCUACUCUGAGCAGACACCAUCGCUAUACCGAUCGUCGGACACACAGAGCUACAAAAGGUCUUCAUUCGAGUCUUCGGGCUCGAGCGCGGGUCCCGAGACCCCAUCGAUGUCGGUUCACGAUGAUGCAUCCCUGCGCGAGCAUCAGCCGAGGUCGAGCAUAGAGACUGACGAAGAUGAUUUCGAUCCUGCUUCCCUGCCGCAAGGCACAGUGGGUGCUGUAGCGCUUGACUCGCACGGAACGGUAGCUUGUGCUACCUCUACCGGCGGAAAGAGGAACAAAAUGCAAGGUCGCAUUGGAGACACGCCAACGCCCGGUGCUGGAUUCUGGGCAGAGGAGUGGGCGGUGCAAGCAUCAGCCGAGGUUCCUCCAAUUGACAAUUUCCAGCUCGGGAUGCGGGCCAGCAGCGAGACGUCUCAAUGCGCAAGCUCGACUAA